GCCACCCAAGUAACACCUUAGUCUGUUACGCGGCCACAAAACUUCACGUCGUCAAAAUCAUUUUCACGUUGAGAUAAAUAACGGAUUAACCAGUAAACGGAAUUACGACGGAGUGAUUUUUUUUUCAUGGUUAUUACACAACCCUUUUUAUUCAUUACUCCUAUGAUUUUAGUAAACAAGUGGUUAUUUAUUUUGUGGUAAAUCCAAGUGAGAGUUCUUGAGACGUAUUUAUUUUGUGAGAAUUGUGAAAAUUAUAUGAGAAUUCUUGGCUAGAGAUUGAAGGGUAUUAAAGAUAUGACAUGUAAUGCCGGGAACUUACCAUCAAUUUUGCCGGCCGUCGGACGCUGUGGCAAGGCUAUAGGAUUGUCAUUAAAUUUUCAAUAGGAUAUAAUUGUUCGGAUAUUCACUGAGGAUUUUUUGGUGGCGAGUUUCGAAGGGGAAAUGUUGGCAUGAUGAAAUAAUAGUUGAACGAAAAUUUUCAAUCGCAAAAGUUGGGCAAUCAAAGUUGACAAUAAUGUUAUCGUGUGGCAAAGUGCUCGCGACGUGAAUCGAAUUUAUUCGAUGGAUCCAACGUGAUACCACUGACAUAAUUGAUAAACAAAGUAAAUGCAAUAAAUCACUGAUGAAGUGAAUUACAAGUUGAAGUGAUAUUGUGCAGUGAACAAAUGAAUCGAUUAUAUUAAAAUUUCCGAAAAACAAUUCGAAAGAUGUCGGUUUUGUUGGGGUCAAGAUCAGGGCGUGUUUUUAAAAAAGAAAUUUAUCUACUUCGUCCAAUAUCGCGAGAACGCUCCAAAAGACCAGCAUGAGCAUGCACAUCAUUGCUAGUUGAAAACAUUUGAAAGAGAAAUAUUAAAAAUCCAAAUGCAGAAUUUCAAAAUUUAUUGAUAGAAACUACGGGGAAUAAUAUCGGAUACGUAAAGACUUGAAGGUGAAAAAAAAAAUAUCUCUUUCAAAGGGAUAAAGUAGGAGAUUAUUGAGUCACUCGAAGAGUAAUCGACUCCAUAAAAAAAAACCGAAGCUAAUCUCGAUGAGAUUCGAACAAGACACGCCGUGCAGGGGUACCCACUGCGCCAGUACACCAUUACAGGCACCGCAGCGUAUUCACCCAAAGAUAGAAUUAGAAACACCAGUCGAGGAGGUGUCAGCCGAUCAUACUGAUUACCCCAACCGUGAUAAACGCACUGAUACAAAUUAUUACGAUUGCAAUAGUGAUAAAUUUGAGCUUGUGAAUAACGAUACAGUUGAGGGUGGAAAAACGGGUCACAGAGGGGUGACGGGGGGGCCUGGGAUGGCGUACCCCGCACCAGCAGGGCCAACAAUUAAUCAACACUCGCCAUUUUCAGCGAUAAGUAAUUCGGCGAGUCAGGGUAACGGACAUAUUGCAACGAGCCAUUUACCGGCACCGGCGGCACCCAGACCGACUGAUUUUAGUGUUUCUUCGUUGUUGACCGCUGCCAAUACUCAUUCAACACAUUUGGGGGGAUCCUCAUCACAGGGUAGUGCAUCACCACCCCCUGGUGGACCCAGUAGUCCAGCUGCUGCACCUGAAACACCACCACCGCAUAAUAAUCAAAGAGACUUAUCGCACAAUUCAGCGGAGGCAGCGGCUGCUAAUUAUUUUAACGCUUUGGCUGCUGCCGGAUUCUGCAAUCCAGGGGCACACUUUCCCACCAAUAACUCACCAAACGCACAUCACUUAGGAGCUAAAGGACUCAUUGGAAGUCCUCAUCAUCAUCCGCAGUUCAAUCUUCACGGUCUCACGCCUCAAGGUCUUGGACUGGGUCCUCACACGCCUGAGGAAGCGAACGCUGCCGUCCUGGCAGCCGCAGCAGCAGCUCUACAUCACCACCAUCAGGGUGGGCCAGGUGGACCGGCCAUGAGGCCACUGAGGUUGCCACUGCCUCCGGGCAUGAUGCACUCAUCGCCACUACCUCUGGCCCCCCAUCAUCCACUGGCUGCACCCCAUCAUCUUGUACCACCUCAUCCUCCUGAGGACGAUGGUGUUGUUGAUGAUCCGAAAGUUACCCUCGAGGGUAAAGAGCUCUGGGAAAAGUUCCACAAACUUGGAACCGAAAUGGUGAUUACCAAGAGCGGCCGGCAGAUGUUUCCUCAGAUGAAGUUCCGAGUGUCCGGCUUGGACGCCAAGGCCAAGUACAUACUUCUCCUGGACAUCGUCGCUGCCGAUGACUACAGAUAUAAAUUUCACAACAGUAGAUGGAUGGUAGCUGGCAAAGCUGAUCCCGAAAUGCCCAAGAGAAUGUACAUACACCCGGACUCACCGAGCAGCGGUGAACAGUGGAUGCAGAAAGUAGUCAGCUUUCACAAGCUUAAACUCACCAACAACAUGAGCGACAAGCACGGCUAUGUAAGUACUACGAUAUUAAAUUCGAUGCACAAGUACCAGCCAAGGUUCCACCUCGUUCGAGCAAAUGAUGUGCUCGCGCUGCCGUACUCAACAUUCAGAAGUUACGUCUUCAAGGAAACGGAAUUCAUAGCCGUAACAGCCUACCAGAAUGAAAAAAUAACGCAGUUGAAAAUUGAUAACAACCCCUUCGCCAAAGGAUUCCGAGAUACGGGAGCGGGAAAGCGAGAGAAAAAAAGACAGGCGCUGUUAACCGUAUCAGGCGGCGGUUCUCGGUUAACGUCAGGUGCACCAGCAUCACCAGACAAACGCAGGUCGUCAAACUCGGUGAAUGAUAUGCUGGAUGAUGAGGACAAGUUACUAGACGUGGUAGGGCCAGACACGCCGCAUCCUGCACAUCAUCGCGAGCACUCAAGGGAGAGAGAUGAUAGGACAAGUGAGCGUGAGGGUAGUGAAUCGUCGGGAUCGGAGAGUGGUGGAAUGCCUGGUGGUCCAACCUCAGAGGGUCCAAGAACUGAUAUCUCAGUGGGCCCACCAGUUUUACAUCCACCAUUGCUGCCAUAUUUUUAUCCUUCUGUCCCAGGAUUAUAUCCUGGGCCAGGUCCUUUGAUACCUCCGAAUCCUUUGGGGCUUCAUAGUGGAGUGACUCCUAGUAUGUUGCUCAAUGCUCAAUUGGCGUUGGCUGCUUCCCAACAUCCAGCAUUAUUUGGCCAUUAUCCUCAUCCCCUCUCAAGUCCUCUUCAUCAACUCAAGGGGCACAGGUUCGCCCCCUAUGCACUGCCAGCGCCAUCUCAUGGAUCUGCAUUUGAAACAGUAACACCUGGGAGUAGAACCCUGAGUCCUAGAUCACCACCUCCAAGACCUCCAACAGGAUCUCCAACACCAGGGAGUGGAGUUUCGUUAACAUCAAAUAGUGGAAUAUCAGCUGGAGAACUUAAAUCUAUUGAGAAUAUGGUGAAUGGUCUCCAAGAGAGGCGAAAUAUUAAGAGGAGAAGAAGCCCGAGUUUAACUCCUGGACAUAGAAACGAAGCGGAUGGUGGUGGUGGGAGUCCGUGACAAGAGAACGAGCCUGUGAGUA
Molecule: messenger RNA, 3440 nt
Organism: Fopius arisanus
Lineage: Eukaryota; Metazoa; Arthropoda; Insecta; Hymenoptera; Braconidae
Gene: bi
Product: T-box transcription factor bifid
Exons: 7
Coding region: 1028-3418 (796 amino acids)
Biological process (GO): cell fate specification; positive regulation of DNA-templated transcription; regulation of transcription by RNA polymerase II
Cellular component (GO): nucleus
Molecular function (GO): RNA polymerase II cis-regulatory region sequence-specific DNA binding; DNA-binding transcription factor activity, RNA polymerase II-specific
Source: RefSeq, a predicted model, not a curated record